UUUUCAAGCGACGUUUCAGUUAGAGGGCAAGCACCAGCAAUAAGCAGACAUCAUGCCGGAGCUAAUAGAGCAAAUGUAUUGCUCCCAGCAGAUUGUCAUACCACCUAAGUUUCCGUACAUAUUGAAGAGGUAUUGCAAAGCGGCAAUAAAAACUCAGCCCUACGACCUUCUCCGCUGGUCGUACGAAUACUUCAAGGCACUUGCCGAGCACAGGGAACCGCCCGUGAAGCUGCGGCUCGAGUAUCCUGUGUAUAGCACUGAAGGUGGCCUUACAAGAGGGUGUCUGAAAGUUUUGGCAAAUCAGUUAAGUGGCAUGUCCGAAGUCCCGCUGCCAGUCCUGAAAAACGCGUGGCAAGGCUUCUGUCUCGAUCCUCAUGAGCUGAAGAGAGUGCUGUGCCUCUGCGAAGUAUACCUACGGGAGGAGACUGUUCCCUUCUUACACUUCAUCGCAGUAGCUGGGGGAUUAUUGACAAAGACUCUUACUCACACCAUGAUCUUACUCUGCGAGACCCUCACCAAAGAACCAGACGGUGGAUCAGCUGCGAUCCCUGUCAAUGAAUUCCUCACUAUGUACAAGUUUCUCGCCAAAAUGGACGCCUCCAAAGACGUGAAAUACUUCAACGGAUACAAGGAAGGUAUGGUAGCCGGGCGUCAGAUGUCGACUACUAGCGGUGAAUUUAUCGUUCAACAUAUUGAAAAUGAGAUUAUGUCGUAUAUCGAUCAACAAAUCGCUAUAUUACCUGAUCCAGAUUUAAAGAAAAAAAAGGCUAAACCAGAUGAAGAGGCUAUGAUCCGGGACAUUGUAGAUACAUUCAUUGACGAGAACAUGGACAUUAUUGUGCCUGAAGUGGAGGAGAUUGAAGAGGAGGAGCAUCCUAUUCCUGAAAUGACAUUAGUUCAUGCAGUACCCGGUAUUGGAGCACCAGUAGAAGAAGAGAUAAUGAAAGAAUUCAUGGAUUACGCCCUCGAGGUGUGCAAAGUACAAGCCGAUGUGUUCAUGCCAAGAAAUAUCAGACAUUUCUUAUGUCCACCUCUUGAGAAAUACGAAGAAUACAAAUCUGAGAAAAGUACAAAAGAAGAAGAGGUGCCCACUGGUGGCGUCAUCACUGAUUAAAUAAAAACAACAAAGAUAAAUAAUAAUAUUAAUAUUUAGUAUUAUUAGCAUGUAUUAGAUAUUUUUGCACAGUUCUACUUUAGAUUUACUAAUAAAUUACAAUAUAUCAAAUCUCUUA
Molecule: messenger RNA, 1232 nt
Organism: Galleria mellonella (greater wax moth)
Lineage: Eukaryota; Metazoa; Arthropoda; Insecta; Lepidoptera; Pyralidae
Product: ropporin-1-like protein
Exons: 9
Coding region: 53-1114 (353 amino acids)
Source: RefSeq, a predicted model, not a curated record